AUGUAUGAUCUUUCAACCCGUUUUCUAUCUUCAGGUGGUUACCAAACUGUUCAGGACAGCCCUUACAAUACCCCUCUCGGCAUUGGCUUCUUAGAAGCCGGCCAAGAAAUGGGCUACGACAUACGUGACGUCAAUGGUGAGAAACAAACAGGAUUUGCACUUUACCAAUACACCAUGAGGCGGGGAGCCCGAUGUAGCACUGCCAAAGCCUUCCUACGCCCUAUUAGACUAAGGAAGAAUUUGCACAUCUCCAUGUACUCGCAUGUGACCAAGGUGCUCAUAGACCCCACUUCCAGAAGAGCUUACGGAGUUGAAUUCAUAAAAGAUGGACAGAAACAUACUGUGUUGGUGAAAAAAGAAGUGAUACUUUCAGCUGGUGCCAUAAAUUCUCCCCAUUUGCUGAUGUUGAGUGGAAUUGGACCGAGGAAACAUCUAGAGGAGAAAGGGAUAAGGGUCAUUCAUGACUCUCCAGGGGUUGGUGAGUCCAACAACCCUUUGGAAUAUCCACUUCUUUACCACAACUACUUGACACAUCCACACGACGUGAACGUACUUCGAGAAGGUACGAAGGCGGCAGUCGCUUUCGGACAAACGGAGGCUCUGAAGAGAUUCGGCGCGCGGUUCCAUUCCGUACCAGUACCGAAAUGUAAGCAUCUGCCACAGUUCACUGAUGAAUACUGGAACUGCUACAUUCGACAGUACACAUUGUCUAUCUACCAUUAUUCGUGUACAGCAAAAAUGGGACCAGAAAGUGAUCCCUAUGCGGUGGUGGAUCCGCAGUUAAGGGUGUACGGAAUAUCAGGACUAAGAGUUAUAGACGCUUCCAUAAUGCCCUUCAUAACAAAUG
Messenger RNA from Leptinotarsa decemlineata (Colorado potato beetle), 847 nucleotides. RefSeq names its product glucose dehydrogenase [FAD, quinone]. Gene Ontology annotation, molecular function: flavin adenine dinucleotide binding; oxidoreductase activity, acting on CH-OH group of donors. The record is from RefSeq and is a predicted model, not a curated record. Lineage: Eukaryota; Metazoa; Arthropoda; Insecta; Coleoptera; Chrysomelidae.